Molecule: messenger RNA, 1148 nt
Organism: Zeugodacus cucurbitae (melon fly)
Lineage: Eukaryota; Metazoa; Arthropoda; Insecta; Diptera; Tephritidae
Exons: 5
Coding region: 143-1042 (299 amino acids)
Source: RefSeq, a predicted model, not a curated record
AUUCUUUUCAGUAAGUUUCACAGAGUUGUCUGUGUCAAGUACUUUUGUGAUUUGCAUUCAAAAAUAUAUAUUUUUAUAUAAAUACAAAAAUUUAUUUGUAUAUACAUUUAACUGAUAUUUUUCUUUCUUAAAAUACUGCCGAAUGUCCUCAAAACCUCGAAAACAAACUGCAGGUUUUGUCAAUGAUCCCUCUGCCAUUAAUCUCAUACAGCUCAGUCCGCGUACUGAGUUGUUUCAAAACGAGCGGAGCCCUUAUACCAUGGCGAACCACAGUUCCAAGACGAACUUCAUCGGUGACACUGUUAUGCAUGAAGGGCCACGUGCAGUUGCUGUUACCGAAACAGGCGAAAAGCAUUCUAUUCACCUGGAAGAGGAUAAUAUGCAGACGAACUUAAAUCCAUUCACCGUUUCUUCCCAGUGUUCUCAGGUCUUUUCACUGCCAAAGAAUACCGCUUCAUCAACGAAAAUGUCGGGUUUUGGAAAUGAUUGCUCCAGGCUUAUCACUACCAAGCGUUCGAAAGGCUCUCGUCGCCAUUCCAAUCAGAAGACGCGACCUAUAUUUACACCGCGCAAUAUGGACAAAAUUCCGACACGCUUCUUCAAUGACGAUGUCAAAGUCAAACCGGUUUCGCCUCACAUGAAUGCGCAAACUCAGACAGAGAUCAACUCCAGUUGUUCGGCUUUAACACCACGUUCAUAUCUUCCACCGCCAAUGGUGCCGCCACUGCAGAUCCCUCGUCGUUAUGUGCCCCGCGAAACAGUCGGUGACAUGCUCGACAGUUCCCGCAGACAGCCGCUCAGGGUGUUGCCAUUGCCGCGUGAGAAGAAGUCAUUUAAAAGCUAUUCAGAAUUGCGAAGCAUUGCGUCUGCACUCACUUUGAUAACCGUUGUUUCUUGGCUCUUUUCGACUUUCUUUGAGCUGGAGGGAAUGUUUGACAUGUUGGGCGGCAUUUUACGUUUCCUAACUAAUUGGUACAAUAAGGAGGAACCGCCAAUGACGAAGGUAGAGAUGUUUGUGCAAUUUGCGCGAAAUUUGUGGUAGCAAAGGUGUGUCUGGGUGUUUUUUUAUUGAUAUGUAUUUAUUUCGAUUUUUUGAAAUUUAAACACGAAACGUUAAUACAGAACUAGAUUUGAUGACAUUUAUUCAA